AAGGAGAGAGUCAGUGAGAGGCACCGGAGACGAGGCGAGGGGGCGGGGGGAGCAGCGGCGCCAGCCAAUGGGCACCCAUGCUCCCCGAAGAUCCGCCCUUCAGGGCGUGGUGUAUGUAGAUGUCUGGCUGCGUUUAAAAGGCCCAGGAAAUUGUGGUCCGCAAGAUUUUUCCACGACAGAUCCUGCCGCAGUCCGCUCCCACCCCGCUGUGCCGGCCUCGAUGGGCCUCGGCCCUUCAGCAAUCCCGGUCGCUGCCACUGCUGCUGAGUCGCCACGCCAGUGUCCAUACAACAUCACACCUGCUGGCCUGCCCUACCGCUGUCUUCUGUGAACCCUGCCAAAGAGGUAACGCGUCCGGGGCCGAGCUGCGGGGCUCUGCGCCCCCAAGCUCCUAGGUGCUCGCCCCAGUGGGUGUGGCCCGGCCUUGCUGUGCCCCUCUGCCGCACUUCGGUCUCCUCUCGCUCCCUGCCUCCCCAUUUCUGCCUCCACCAGCGGCCCCGAGCUCCCUACCCCCACUGCCAGAGCCUCGGAACCCCAGAGCUAGUCGAGAUGUCCGAGGCGGCAGGAAACCUCAAUAGCCUCCGCUUGGCAAAUGUAGCCUUGCGAGAAGAAUUAAAUGCCCUUCGUGGGGAGAAUGCCAGUUUGGGCCUGCAGCUGGGAAGAGCCCUGGCCGAGGUUAAUUCUUUGCGGAGCAAUGUCUCAAGCUACAUCCGCUGGCCAGUGCCCAUAGUGCCUGUCCUUACUGAAGAGAACUUUGAGUUCCCGCUCAAUGAAACUGACCCCACUCCAGAGGAAGAAGUGCCCUUCUUGUGCUGGCCUCCCCCACGCACCGAUCCAGAGUAUGUCUCGGAUGAUCUUUUGAUUAAUGUGGUUCAGGAUUACACCAAUCCGGACGAGUCCACUGACCCUCCUGUGUCAGUCAGUUCGCCCCCCACUGAGCUGCUAUGCCCAGUGUCCAAGGAGCCGCCCCCGCAGGCCUUUCUGCCACUCCUAGAGCGGCCCGACAUAGAGCCGUUUUCAGGCGACCCAGUCUAUCUAGCUGAAUUUCUGAUGCACUUGGAGACCUUUAUAGCUGAUCAUGAGGAUCAUUUCUCUGGAGGUGCUGAAAAGGUGGCCUUUCUGAUCUCCUAUUUCACAGGGGAAGCUAGGGACUGGGCUAUCUCAGUCACCCAGGAAGGAAGCUCCCUGCAUGCCAACUUCCCGCGCUUCCUGGAUGAAAUCCGUAAAGAAUUCUGUGGCCCCAUCCCCCCGCGCGUGGCUAAGAAGGCCAUACGCAAGCUCAAGCAGGGAGACUGUACCCUGGGCAGCUAUGCAGAUGCAUUUCAGUUUCUAGCCCAGUUCUUGUCUUGGGAUGACUGUCGUCUCAAAAACCAAUUUCUCAAAGGCCUUUCGGAAUUCUUCCGCAAGGAGCUUUUGUGGUGCACUGAAAUGGCUGACCUGGAUGAGCUGAUUCUCGAGUGUGUGGAAAUAGAAAGGAAGGUACGUGUACCCAAGCCAAUCCCACUUCCUGGGGUUCGCAAUGUCUUCUUCCCUUUUACUCCCAGCCCUAAUGAGGAUGAAAACGAAGAUGAAGAACACUACUGUGAGGAUGAGGGUGAAGAGGAAAGUGGUAACAGGCUUUAUCUGAAGGACAUGGGGAAACACAUGAGGGUUUUCCACCAGGAGAUGGGGGAAGAAGAAGAGGAGGAGGAAAUGAGGAAGGAGGAGGAAGAAAUGAAUGAGGAUGAGGAGGAUGAAUAUCAGGAUGAGGAGGGAGAUGAGGAGGAGGAGGAAGAGGAGGAAGAGGACGAGGAGCUGAAACAGAAAGAGGAGAUAAGCAAGAAUGUGGAUGAUGAUGACAAUGAGGAUGAAGAUGUAAUUGAGGUUGACAGCCAGGAUUCAGAGCAGGAGCAAGAGAGUGUGGAGAUCCAUCACUCAGGCCACCAUCACUACCACCACCACUACCAUCAUGGCCUACCCGAGGAGCUGAUAGAAAUGGAGGAGCCUGUCCUUGUGGACACUUCAACCCAGACUAGCUCCACGAUUGGCUACCAUGCUGAGAAUUUCCUGGGCAUGUCACCUCCCAUAAUACAUUCCAGUAGACGGAGGAACCAGAAUCGAGUUCCACUUCUGGAGGGCCUUCCAGGUACCAAUUCUCCAUUCUAUAGCUCUCCACCACUGAUUCGCCGUGCAGGUCGCUUGGGUCAGCGCCAAAUUCGAAGACGCCCCCCAGUGCUAUUCCGCCUCACUCCAAGACAGGGGGGCCACCGAGCUGCUCGUGGCCGAAUUCGCGUGUGAAUGCAGGGGUGAGUUGGCCACCCAGAACACACCCUUCUUUUGUGUCUCCCUCCCCUGCUAUUGCUGCCAGACCUACCCUGCCUACUGACCAGUCCUUCUGCAGAAUUCUAGACCACCUUGCAGCCCUGACCAGAGAGUGAUAUAUGUCCAACCAAAGUCACCUGGGAAAGGAGAGGACAGCAGUAUCUGUCCUUUUGCCACGUGUUUGGCUCAGUCUCACUACAAGCUGGAGAGCAAGUUUUUGGGCCUUGAUGAACUGGUCACCCCUUUGUGUUCCCUUCUAGUUGUUCUAAACCCUCGCCUCUCGUGACUUUCUCUGCACUGUGUUCUACAGUAUUAUCCUGAUUGGCUGACUGAGACUUCACCCAAUGCCUCAUUGAUCUUCCCCAAUGAUUGAAAGGACAGUCUACACUGAACUCUCAAAGCCACUGUGACCACUUACUAGAUAGAACUGAUAGCAAGCAGGAUGGCACCAAGAAAUAUACCUAGAAGCCCACACUGUAUCAUGCCACACUUUCAGCCAAAGGGUCUGGGAGAGAAAUUUACAGUGAGAGUGUACAAGGCUGCAUGCCAAAUGGACACCUUGACUGAGACUUAUUUGCAUCUGGCUGACUAUGGCAGGCUGGAUCCACUUCCAGUACCUGUACUUACCUCCUCUCAAGCCUCUGUCUGUCUCAAGACUUUGAGGCUAGCUUGGCCAAAUUUAGGACCUUCUGUAAUCACACUGCCCUACUGGACACCCCUCGGCUGAUGGAGCUUAACAUGACAGUCUCCACUCUUAUUCUUUUUUUUUUUUUUGGCCAGUCCUGG
Messenger RNA from Perognathus longimembris pacificus (Pacific pocket mouse), 3087 nucleotides. RefSeq names its product retrotransposon Gag like 5 (gene Rtl5). Lineage: Eukaryota; Metazoa; Chordata; Mammalia; Rodentia; Heteromyidae. The record is from RefSeq and is a predicted model, not a curated record. The coding region runs from base 550 to 2277 and encodes 575 amino acids. The transcript has a single exon.